UUGACAAGGUCUGGGCCAUGGCGCUGUUCCUUGUCCUGCCGUUUCUAGGCGGCGCUGCCCUUUCUGUGCUCCCGGCUACCGCCGCUGGACCACACAGUCUUCAUUACAACCUCACGGUGCUGUCCCGGGAUGGAUCUGUGGAGCCCAGCUUUUUCGCUGGGGGACACUUGGAUGGCCAGGCCUUCCUGCACUGUGACCGUGAGACAGGCAGGGUAGAGCCCCGGGGACUGUGGGCAGAAGAGCUGGGAGCUGAGACGUGGGACACAGAGUCCAAGGACUUGACAGAGACCUGGAAGGACCUCAGAAAGCUUCUAGCAGAAAUCCUGGCCCUGCAGGAGGAGAAAGGAGGUGUGAAUUCCCUCCAGGAGAUGGUGGGCUGUGAAAUCCAAGAAGACAACCACGCCUGGGGCUUCAGGUUUCUCUGCUAUGAUGGGGAGCUCCUCCUCUCCUGUCACCCAGAGACCCAGGGCUGUACAGUGCCCCAGUCCUUGGCUCGGAACUGGGCCAUGGAAAUGGAGAAGUUCGGGGACACAGAUAGCUUUCAAAGCAAGUAUUACUGGGCCCACGUGCAGGGAGAGCUUUGUGGAAGACUGCGGGGCUAUCUGGAAUCCUGGACAGGCUUCAGGGAGAGAACAGGGCCCCCAGCCGUGAACGUGACCCGCAGCCAGGACUCGGAGGGCACAGUCAACCUCACAUGCUGGGCUUUCGGCUUCUUUCCCCGGAAUAUCUCAGCGGCCUGGUUUUGGGAUGAGGAACCCAUGAGGCGGGACACCCAGCAGUCAAGGGUGUCCUGCCUGAUGGGAACGGGACCUACCGGACCUGGGUGACCAUAAGGGUUCCCCAAGGAGAGGAACAGCGUGUCAAGUGCCACGUGGAACACAGCGGGAAUCACAGUGCACACACUGCGCCCUCUGAAGAAGAAGAAGACAGCAUCAGCUGUGGGGAG
Balaenoptera musculus (blue whale) is the source of this 946-nucleotide messenger RNA. Its product is annotated as MHC class I polypeptide-related sequence B-like. Lineage: Eukaryota; Metazoa; Chordata; Mammalia; Artiodactyla; Balaenopteridae. The record is from RefSeq and is a predicted model, not a curated record. The transcript has 5 exons. Gene Ontology annotation, molecular function: signaling receptor binding; peptide antigen binding. Bases 18 to 827 code for a protein of 269 amino acids. Gene Ontology annotation, cellular component: external side of plasma membrane. Gene Ontology annotation, biological process: positive regulation of T cell mediated cytotoxicity; antigen processing and presentation of endogenous peptide antigen via MHC class Ib; antigen processing and presentation of endogenous peptide antigen via MHC class I via ER pathway, TAP-independent.